Botrytis deweyae is the source of this 2012-nucleotide messenger RNA. RefSeq lists its product as uncharacterized. The record is from RefSeq and is a predicted model, not a curated record. Lineage: Eukaryota; Fungi; Ascomycota; Leotiomycetes; Helotiales; Sclerotiniaceae. Gene Ontology annotation, cellular component: membrane. Bases 332 to 1744 code for a protein of 470 amino acids. The transcript is spliced from 4 exons.
CACCAAUUGUCAUUUUGUAGAUUGUUUAUUGGCUCCUUAGAUAAGUGUCGUAUUGGGAAAGUUCUCCUAACAAUGCCUGCCAAGCAUGAUCGAUCAUUGGAUUUCCUUCUAUCGUAGAUUGCAAAGUUUUGAUAUGAUUCUAGUCAUUUCCAAUCUCCAGGAGGCAAUGUGAGAUUUUUGUAUUCUUAAUUUCUAGCGACAAUAGUAAACUUCUUUGAAUAUUUCACCUGUAUCAUUAUCAAGAACCUCCACAUCUGUUCAACAUCGAUAUCCCGCAUCCGACACUCAUUUUGGAACAGAUAACCAAGAUUCCCAAACACCAAAGCCCAAAAUGGGGAAUGAUGAAGAGGAGCAAGAUACUCGUCCGGUGGGAUUUUGGCAUCGUGAUUUGAACGCGACGAGGAAACAUGUUAUCAAGAAAUGGAUUAUUACGACCGUCAUCCUUUCCAUAGCAAUCCUGUCCAUUCUUUCUAUUUACUGGAGUGUCCUCUUCCACGUCGAGAAAAACCUCUCGUCGCUUGUAGUCUGGGUAGUAGAUUUCGAUGCACAAGUUGCACCUUACACAGACACAACUCCAAUAGUUGGACCCGAGAUUGUGAAGGCUGCCGAGGCACUGGUUGCUCCUAAAGGUGCGCUGGGGUGGGGAAGUUUACCGGCUAGUGAUUUUGGAUAUGAUCCAAUGGAGGUUAGAAGGAGGGUUUGGGAGUUUGGAGCUUGGGCUGCAGUAAUAAUCAAUGCAAACGCAACAGCCCUCCUGCAAGAUGCCGUCCAAAACGGCAACUCGACUUUUGAUCCCAAGGGAAUUGCACAAAUAGUCUACGUACAAGCACGAGACGAGACGACCUACGCCAACUAUGUGACCCCCCAGCUACUCCAAUUCCAGUCCUCUGUGACCGCCAUGUUUGGCCAGCAAUGGGCUGCACAAGUAGCGGAUCAAGCGGCUGCCAAUCCGGCCAUCUUGUCCAAUAUACGAAAUAGUCCCCAGGCAAUCUCGCCCGCUAUCGGGUUCUCGACUUUCAAUUUGCGACCUUUUACUCCGCCUGUCGCUACGCCAGCGGUCAGCAUCGGUCUCAUUUAUCUAAUCAUCAUCUCUUUCUUUUCCUUCUCCUUCUACCUCCCUGUCCACACAAAAUACAUAACCCCCCAAGGCCAUCGACCCCUCCACUUCUACCAAAUGGUUAUCUGGCGCUGGUUCGCCACCGUUGCGGCCUACUUCUUCCUCUCCCUCUUCUACUCCCUGCUUUCCCUCGCCUUCCAGAUCCCCUUCUCAACCGGCCACAAAUCUAUAACGUCAGUCGAAAGCGCCACGGCCUACGGAAAAGGCACGUUUGUGGUUUUCUGGAUGCUCAACUGGGUAGGGAUGGGCGCGUUGGGUAUUGCCUGUGAGAAUGUGACUAUGAUUAUCGGACAGCCGUGGACUGCGCUUUGGUUGGUGUUCUGGGUCAUCACAAAUGUUUCGACGAGCUUUUACUCGAUUGAUUUGGCGCCGAGAUUCUUCUAUUGGGGGUAUGCUUGGCCGUUGCAUAAUAUCGUCGAAGCCAGUCGUCAACUCCUCUUCGAUCUCCACUCCCGCAUCGGUCUCAACUUCGGCAUCCUAUUCGCCUGGGUCGCAAUCAACACUCUCCUCUUCCCCUUCUGCUGCUAUUUCAUGCGCUGGCAAACCUUAAAGGGUCAGGAGAAAACCAUGGAUAAGAGAGGGAAUGCCAAGGAGGAUUCGGACACUAAGGGAGUGGAGGAAGCGUGAUGGAAAGGAAGUCUGAACAUCGACAUUUAGAUUUCCAUGUUUUGAGUCCGGGUUCAACUUUUUUUUUGGAGAUGUCUCGAUUGUUACCUGUAGAUGAACGGAAAGAUUCUUUUAAAUUGCGACAGGCAUUUUUAUAUAUAUCAAUGACAUCGAAGAUGUCGAAUGAAGUAUGGUGGGGCGAUGGAAGCUUGUACAUGUACAUAUCAGACGAAACUACAAUCUUGUAUAAAUAAUGAAAAUACAGUAAUAGGCAAUAACUAUCUUUGAA